Molecule: messenger RNA, 4210 nt
Organism: Symphalangus syndactylus (siamang)
Lineage: Eukaryota; Metazoa; Chordata; Mammalia; Primates; Hylobatidae
Gene: NPBWR1
Product: neuropeptides B and W receptor 1
Biological process (GO): neuropeptide signaling pathway
Cellular component (GO): neuron projection; plasma membrane
Molecular function (GO): neuropeptide binding; neuropeptide receptor activity
Source: RefSeq, a predicted model, not a curated record
AUCCCUGCACUUCCAGGCGCGCGGGAGGGACUGGCGGGGACGCGAGCUGCGGACUCUGGCGAACGCGGGGGAGGCAGACACGGGGAGGCAGACACGGGGAGGCGGACACCCAGCUGGCAGGCGUCUCAGCACCCCCGCAGCCGGCGGGCUCCUCUCCUGACAGCUCCAGGAAAGGCAGACCCCUUCCCCAGCCAGCCAGCCCCGUGAGUACGCGGCGACAGUGGGCCGUGGGGUGGCUGGGAACGGCCCCCUCCUCCAGAAAAACCAGAGAACGGCUUGGAGAGCUGAAACGAGCGUCCGCGAGCAGGUCCGUGCAGACCCGGGCUUCAGGACCGCUGAGCUCCAUAGGGAGGCCGUGGGGGACGCCAGGUCGCCGGCUCCUCUGCCCUCGUUGAGAUGGACAACGCCUCGUUUUGGGAGCCCUGGCCCGCCAACGCAUCCGGCCCGGACCCGGCGCUGAGCUGCUCCAACGCGUCGACUCUGGCGCCGCUGCCGGAGCCGCUGGCGGUGGCCGUGCCAGUUGUCUACGCGGUGAUCUGCGCCGUGGGUCUGGCGGGCAACUCCGCCGUGCUGUACGUGUUGCUGCGGGCGCCCCGCAUGAAGACCGUCACCAACCUGUUCAUCCUCAACCUGGCCAUCGCCGACGAGCUCUUCACGCUGGUGCUGCCCAUCAACAUCGCGGACUUCCUGCUGCGGCAGUGGCCCUUCGGGGAGCUCAUGUGCAAGCUCAUCGUGGCUAUCGACCAGUACAACACCUUCUCCAGCCUCUACUUCCUCACCGUCAUGAGCGCCGACCGCUACCUGGUGGUGUUGGCCACUGCCGAGUCGCGCCGAGUGGCCGGCCGCACCUACAGCGCCGCGCGCGCGGUGAGCCUGGCCGUGUGGGGGAUCGUCACACUCAUCGUGCUGCCCUUCGCAGUCUUCGCCCGGCUCGACGACGAGCAGGGUCGGCGCCAGUGCGUGCUCGUCUUUCCGCAGCCCGAGGCCUUCUGGUGGCGCGCGAGCCGCCUCUACACGCUCGUGCUGGGCUUCGCCAUCCCGGUGUCCACCAUCUGUGUCCUCUAUACCACCCUGCUGUGCCGGCUGCAUGCCAUGCGGCUGGACAGCCACGCCAAGGCCCUGGAGCGCGCCAAGAAGCGGGUGACCUUCCUGGUGGUGGCCAUCCUGGCGGUGUGCCUCCUCUGCUGGACGCCCUACCACCUGAGCACCGUGGUGGCGCUCACCACCGACCUCCCGCAGACGCCGCUGGUCAUCGCUAUCUCCUACUUCAUUACCAGCCUGAGCUACGCCAACAGCUGCCUCAACCCCUUCCUCUACGCCUUCCUGGACGCCAGCUUCCGCAGGAACCUCCGCCAGCUGAUAACUUGCCGCGCGGCCGCCUGACUCCCCUAGCGUCCGGCUCCGCAACUGCCCGCCACCCCUGGCACGCGUGGGAGGAGCCGGCGCCAGAGUGCGGCACCAGACAGGCCGCCUAGGCCUCCUGGCGAAACUGACUUGCGCCCCAUCCCCGACCUAGCAGAUCGGAAGCGCUGCGACUGCGCCCGCAGGUUGACCUUGCCAAGCCCUCCAGGUGAUGCGCGUCCACGCCGGGUGAGGAGAACUAAGGCUGAGAUCGCCACACUGAGGGCUCCCUAACGCCGAGGUGGAGGUAGAGGAGGGUAGAGGAGGAGGGUGGUAUUGCUGGGAACCGCCCCUUCCCUGCCCUGCUCCCUGACCCCGAGCCCUGGCGGUCUGGAACCUGGCUGGAGUAGGAGCUCUCCGCGCCUUCGAAGGGAGGCCCAAGGACGCUGCGGGCGCCCCCAGGCGUCGGCUCCUCGCGGCCCCUGCUGCAGCUGGCGCACAACCCCAGCGGGUCCCCUUGUCCUCCGCGCGCUCUGGGAAGAGGGUCAGGCGCGCGCCUUUGGCGCCCACCCCUGUGACACCCGCUUGGCCAGGCGCCGCGCGCGGGGACCGCUGCCGAGGCCGCCAGCGCCUCUUCAACUGGGGAAAACACAACAACUCGGGAUGCCCCAUCGGGGUGUGUGUACAGCUGUGUGUGUGUGUGGUGUGCGCGCGUUUGCGGAGGCAUGAGAUGCGGGGAAGGAGGCUGGCUCUUGGCAGUGACUGCCUAGAAUUUGAUACGAAUAGUGAUCCUUCUUUCUGUCUGCCCCAACUCCUUCUUUUCUUUGCCUUUUCCCUUUCCUAUCCGUGAUCUCCCCUGAAAAUGUCAGACUCCCCGAGCAAGGAACCCGGAGUAGCCCGGGCGCGCGGUUCCGGCGCCCCCUGGAGUAGCCAGCGGCCGAGCGCUUAGCGUCCGAGGACCGCGGGGCUUUGUGGUGGAGCAUUACUGAGCGCGCUUCACAGCGCUGUGGCGCACUGGUCAUCGUUGCUUACAGAGGACGCCAAGCCCCACGCCCCGUUCCCCCAAUUGGCCUCGUCUCUUGUCUGACUUAGAUCAGUUUGUUGUAACUGUUAAUGUGUGUACUGUUUUCCAGGACUGAAAACUUUAUAAAUAAUGUACAUGUCCUAAUCUCACGAGUUGCCAUGAAGAUCAAAUAAGAUAAAAAGAAAUGCGAUCUAUUCUCUUGUGUUCCCUUUCUCCUCUGCUUCCUGGGCCCCGCCUUAGGGAGAGCAGGAAGCAGGGAUGACCUACGGCUUCAGGUUUUCUCUGCUGUAUUUUUCACAGGGAGCUGUGGAUUACCUGGGCUUUAUUCCUUAGUUUUAGACGGCAUCCGGUAGGUAGUCCCGGUAAAUAGGGUAAAUACUAGUUCUGGAGUCACCAGGGAGACUGGCCAGCAUCCUACCUGUGUUUUUAUCUCUGCAUAUGGAAGACAAAGUGGAUUAAGAGAGAGGACUGGCAUUGGGUUUGCGCAAUCCUCUGCAGUUUAACCUUAGACAUGAGGGCCGAACCCUAACCAAACUCUGGUAAUUGAUUAUGGUGUUUUAAAAGGUAUUAAUCUUUGGGAUGACGUCCAAACAGGAUGAAAAUUUCUACAAAUGUUUGUUUCCUAUGUCAUGUGUGAGAAAAAAAUGUGAGUGUUGCAGCACAUUUUGUUUGCUUAAUUUGGCAUCUUUAAUCAGUUUCUCAAUUAUUUAGGUUGAAAAUAGCUUUUAAUAAAUAUUUGGAAGGAAAAAACACCCCCUUGGAAUGGGAGGAAGCAAACCCCCUCUCUGAUUUUGGUGAAUGAGAAUUGCUUUCUUAGCUCUCAGAGUUUUUAGGAACAUUGAAAUAAUUCAUAGCCUUCAGUUUAGAAAGUAUACAUUAAAAAACUUUCUGUCUUGGGUGGCAAAUAAUAGUAAAUUGUUUGAAAGAAAGUUUUCAUCUGCAAUGAGUUUCGAAUGGUGGACCUCAUGGCAUUUGAACAGGCCUCUCUCUGCUGGCCGGCUUCAGAGGCUUCUUGGAAUUCAUUUUAAUAUCUUUUAAAUUUCUAGGAAACAUUCUAUUGAUUUUCCUUAAGAUCUCAAAAUUAUUUCAUGAAUCCUCUGUAACUUCAAAAUUAAAGUUUUAAACUUAGAGUAACUUCUAGAUUACCUAAGGUGAUGGACAAAGAGUAAGGUGAACAUUUGGCUACAAACACAGCUGGGGUGAUUGUCUGGAUUCAAUAUCUCAACUGUCUUAAUAAGCUCCGUAACUGAACUCAGAUGGGGGACAGCUGAGUGAUCCAUCUGUCCACUGUUUCAUCCCUACAGUAGCUUGACCUCGAGCCUUCUUGGAAUCUAUGGAGAUGACUGCCGGAAAAAUACACGGGCUGACAUUGCUAUUCAUCCUCAGCAAGGCAUGGAUUGGCUUCUGAGUAUGCCUGUGGGAUUAAUUAGAACUCAGUAGUUUAGUUCCUCCUAGGCUUUCUGAUCACUGGAUAAACUGUUGUAUCAUUAUUUCUAGGACAUUGCCCUUCAUAUGAGCAUGUAGACUGUAUAUCUCAGGCUUCCUUUUUAUGUCUUGGGUAAUUGGUUGAAUAAAUACACACAUAAGCCAGGCAAAAGUAGAAUUUAUUCACAUCAUUGUAUUGCAAAGGUUUUAACACUGUGUUGAAUUCUUGCAGUUUCUGUGUAAACUCUAUGGUUUGGUUUUACCACUUUGAAUAGUUAAAAAUGUCUAUUUGCUUUUACUUAAUUUAGUACAGUUAUGUAAUGUAUACGCUUAUGUUUUCUCUUGACAAACGCAGAAACUCUGUAAUCCAUUGUAGAGGAGCUCAGUUUAAAAUAAAAGCUGAAACAUUCUGUGUGAUAA